Molecule: messenger RNA, 2020 nt
Organism: Bombina bombina (fire-bellied toad)
Lineage: Eukaryota; Metazoa; Chordata; Amphibia; Anura; Bombinatoridae
Gene: ARL14EPL
Product: ADP ribosylation factor like GTPase 14 effector protein like
Exons: 3
Coding region: 1506-1973 (155 amino acids)
Source: RefSeq, a predicted model, not a curated record
GAUAGCUUUUCAGUAUCUGUUAGAAAUAGAAGUGUGUGUAGAACACUGUUACACUCCACACAGUCAUUGGCUGCACACUCUAGUGACCUAUUUAUAACUGUACCAAAUUGGCCACAGCAGAGAAGGUGACCUUAGUUACAAAAUAGCAGCUUACAUUGUUUUAUAGACACUAAAACAUUACACUUAUUUUUUCAAUAUUCAAACAGUUAAAGGGACAGUCAACACCAGAAUUUUUGUUGUUUAAAAAGAAAGAUAAUCCCUUUAUUACCCAUUCCCCAGUUUUGCAUAUCCAACACAGUAGUUAUAAUAAUACACGUUUUACCUCUGUAAUUAUCUUGUAUCUAAGUCUCUGCUGACUGCCCCCUUAUUUCAGUUCUUUUAAAAGACAUGCAGUUUAGACAAUCAGUGCUCACUCCUAGGUUACUUUACGUGCAUGAGCUCAAUGUUAUCUAUAUGAAACAUGUGAACUAAUGCCCUCUAGUGGUCAAAAUGUAUUCAGAUUAGAGGCAGUCUUCAAGGUCUAAGAAAUCAGCAUAUGAACCUCCUAGGUUUAGCUUUCAACUAAGAAUACCAAGAGAACAAAGCAAAAUUGGUGAUAAAAGUAAAUUGGGAAGUUGUUUAAAAUUGCAUGCCCUAUUUAAAUCAUGAAAGUUUUUUUUGGACUUGACUGUCCCUUUAAUGAAAAACUUUUAAAAAAAAUACAUCUACAUGUUAUUCUCAGACUAAUCUUUUCUUUGAAUGCAUUAUUCUACUAGCACUUAUUUAGUGUUUAAUGUCUUUUUAAGCAACAGCUUAAUCUUACAGAUCCAAGAUUAUCUUGAUAACACCAGCCACAAAGCAUCUGCAUGCUACUACACCUUCUGCUGAAUAUAACCCUGUCUUAAGUCCACAUGAAAUGAUUGUGUAUGUGUGCGCAUGUGAGUAUUUUAGAAAUACUGCCAACAACCCUUAUGUAAAACUCUUCACACGAUCAAUUAUAAUCUACAAAUUACACACUAUGUAGCAGGUAACACAAAGCCUUUGUGGGCAGGAAUUCUGUAAACUACCUUCAGGACAGUAAGAUGCCAGAGCAUUAUGUUUGUAUAAUUGUCACAUUGUCACAUCAAGGCCUAGGGGCCGAUUUAUCAAAUGACGGGCGGACAUGAUUUGCUGUAGCGAAUCAUGUCCGCCCGGCAUCUCUGAAUGUGACAGCAUAUGCUGUCGGCAUUUAUCAUUUCACAAGCAUUUCUGGUGAAAUGCUUGUGUAAUGUCAGCCCCUGCAUAUUCGCGGACAAUCGGUUGCUAGUAGGGGGUGUCAAUCAACCAGAUCGAUAAUUGGCGGACGAGUUAAGGAGCAGCGGUGAGCCGGAAACAUUGCGUGAGGAAAGCAGCAUCCGCUACUUAAUAAAUCUACCCCCUAGUCUUUAUAAGGACAAUACUAAAUCAAUAAAAAGAUUUGCAAGCAUUAGGGUUUAAUCAGAGGAAAACAUUUGUUAAUAUGUUUUUUUCUGUUUCUAGUACUGACAAUGAGUGAGAAAACAGAAAAAUUAUUCACAUCAAAGAACAAAGAAGGGCAAGAGGAAGGGAAGACAGAAACUACCAAGGAAGACUAUCCCAAAGCACAGAAACAGUUGCAGAUUGAGCGGCAGCUGAAAUGUUUAGCCUUUCAGAACCCGGGGCCCCAAGUAGCAGAUUUCAACCCUGAAACCAGAAAACAGAAAAAGAAAGUUUACAUGUCUCAAAUGAAUGGCUAUUACUCUACAAGCAAGGUGUCACUGAAGAAGUAUGACAAGCAAGGCAAACUCCUCUGCAAUAAGCGAGAUCUGUGUGACUGCCUGGAGGAGGAAUGUCAAGGAUGCUUCUAUCCAUGCCCCAAAUGCAGCUCCAAAAAGUGUGGACCUGAAUGCCGCUGUAACCGAAAAUGGGUUUAUGACAGAAUACAGACUGAAUCCGGGGAUGUAAUUAGCAAGAUGCCGUUUGCUAUUCCUGAUUAAUGCCGCACAGGAACUGCCCAGCUGAAGUAAAUGUGUGUUUAAUUUUA